Zychaea mexicana is the source of this 2271-nucleotide messenger RNA. RefSeq lists its product as uncharacterized. Gene Ontology annotation, cellular component: nucleus. Gene Ontology annotation, biological process: regulation of cell cycle. Lineage: Eukaryota; Fungi; Mucoromycota; Mucoromycetes; Mucorales; Lichtheimiaceae. The record is from RefSeq and is a predicted model, not a curated record. The transcript is spliced from 7 exons. Bases 57 to 2051 code for a protein of 664 amino acids.
CUUUUCUUCUUCUUCUUUCUUCUUGCUUUUCUCGUACUCUUCUGUUUCCUGCCACUAUGGAUUCCAAUCAACGGCUAUCGCUGUCUCCCCCGAAAACACAUCUGAAAGCCAAAGUCUAUUAUUCGUUCCGAGGAUCAUCGACCACCCGAAUGGCUGUGUUUCCAACGACAGUCGACCUAGCCAGCACCUACGUGCCCAUUCGACUGCGAGAUUGUCUAUGGGCGAUCUGCUCAUCCAGCCCGGAUAUGAUCUGCCAGGAGCACGACCUGUCGAUUUACACUGCAAAUUUCCAGGAAUCAUGUCGCACACUGUCUGAUAAAAAAAGUUCUGUCAUCUGGGAAGGCCGCGGGCUGCUCUCAUGGAUCAUGGACGCUCCUCCGCACGAUGAGAGCGGAGAUGUAACGAUCCAUGGCAAGAUCUCAAAUGCUAAGGACAGCUGUGAAGUGCACAUUGAGUUACAACCUACAUUAAAAUGGGCCAAAGAUGACUUUUACAUGGCACUCAAAGCUCAGAACUUUGAAUGCUUCAAAAAGGCUCCCCGCUCGCCUCCGCAACUAUCCUCGCAAUGCUGCUGUGGCAUUGAUGCGGCGCUUCAGCCACGGCUUGCAUCGGUUUGGUCGCCAUCGCGUGCUUCUCCUCCCUUUGGCUCUUCCUCCGAAAAGGGCAAGGAGACCGAGUUCGACCAGUUCAUGAAGCAGAAGCGCGACCCAUCAUCGUCGCCCGUCCGGUUACCGCCCACAACCCAGUUAUUCAGACCAGAGCCAGUUUUUCCCAAUGAGUUUAAGCGCCCACGAUUAACGCCACCAUUGGACGACCAGCAGGACCGCAUGGUGCGCCGUCGACGGGUCACCGACGGAUCGGCAGGCAUAGGACCUUAUUUCCUGCACCAGGCGGCUGAAGAACAACGCCGAUCUGCAUUCACACGGACGACGACAACGACAAGCUCACUAAUUACCAAGGAUGAUAGCAAUAAUAAUAAUAAUCUUACGAUUACUGCUCCAGCGCAUCACGUGGUCCAUCCACCGGGAUCUAUCCCAGUCAUUUACACACCUAGCAACAAAAAACGUAAAAAGAACCCCUCUACCGCUACUGUCUUGCCUCUGUCCAACAGCAAUACACCAUCCUCCGCCACAAAUAAUACAACCGAUGCUUCAGUUCCAAAACAGCAACAGCAUUCAUCACAACCACAUCAACAGCAGCAGCAAGUCAGCACUGCAGUACGCACAUAUUAUGAUGUUGACCGUGACGCGAAUGGCAAUUACGCCUUACCUGUCGAGAUCGAUUCAUGGACUGUGGUGGAUCUUGGCACUAUUGUUUAUGACCGCCCUGCAUAUCACAAUCAACGCUACAUCUACCCUGCGAAUUACACUGUGCGCAAAUGGUAUCGAAGCAUGGUGGAUGCUAAAAGUGACACUCAGUACACAUGCCGCAUUUUGGACAACGGAAGAGAACCCAAGUUUGAGGUCACUGCAGAUGAUUGUCCUGUAACCUAUUCUGGACCAACACCGACAACUGUGUGGACCAUCAUUGUCAGACGCGCCUUUGCUAUUCGAAACCAGGAAUAUGGCCACAAUCCGGUCGGACCCGAUUUCUUUGGUCUACGCAAAAACACAAUUGCUAAAAUGAUUCAGGAUCUGCCAAACGCAGACAAAUGCUCACAGUAUGUCUGGCAGACGUUCGAGCCUGCAAGAUUCAAUAAGCCCGGCCGGAACCGAAGGCGGACAGAUCCUAUGGCCUUGUUGGGCGGCGUCAACUAUAGUCUGACAAGCACCCGUAGCUUAUUCCCUCAUGCGCAUCAUGCUGUAGGCGACUAUCCGCGCGAUCCUCAACCGCCUCCAGAACCCUUGCCACGCACUGGAGUCUCGAUGCGGCUCAACUUUCAUGAUAAUAAUAGAACACGCGAUUCCUCGUCUUCUCCAUCACCAACACCUAUGCUUCCUCCACCGCCAACACACACUUCAGUAGUCACUCCUACAACUACUGCUACAUCCGCCGCACUUCAUCAUCAACCCCAACCUUCGCAUGCCCAUUCUGCUAUAAAGACCGCUUAAUAUUAAUCUACCCGCCACCCUUACACGCUAUACAUACUCUUAUUAUACGUAACCUUUUUUAUAUCAACUUAUUACUAUAUCAUACAUUUACACAUUAAAUCUGCCUUCAUAUAGCACACAUAUAUCAUUAUACAUCCUCUCUCUCUCUUUCUCUCUCUCCUGUUUAUCUCCUGUAUUAUGUAGAAAAACUGUAGUACUCAAAAUAAUGCACAUAUACAAC